AUGCUGUUUCUCAGUGCUCUGAGGCGGGCAUGCGUUGUUCCUUCCGUUCAGCGCAGAUGGCUCUCUGCUCCCGCCGAUCGACUGCUGCUCAUCAAAGAAUUGAGAGGCCAGACGGGCGCACCCGUGAACGACGUGAAGGCGGCCCUCCAGACCUCAAACUGGGAUCUUGAUGCCGCCAUGAGUGAGUUGCGCAGAAAAGGGCUGGCGGCGGCCACCAAGAAGGCGGCUCGCCACGCAGCAGAGGGGCUGGUGGGGAUGGCGCGGGGUGAUGGCGUGGUGGCGGUAGUCGAGAUCAACAGCGAAACCGACUUUGUGGCGCGUAACAGCCAGUUCCGCGCUCUGGUGGGCUCCGCGGCGGCAGCCGCGCUGGCCGUCAGCGCGCCGCGCCCCGGCUGCGCCGCUGAGCUCGACGGGGAGGUGCUGCGUGCGGCGCGCAUGCCCGGCGGCGGCACGCUGGAGGAGGCGGUGGCAUCCGUGGCGGCGUCGGUACGUGAGAACGUGCGGCUGCGGCGCGGCUUCCGCCUCGCCGCGCCCGGCGCCCUGGUGGGCGCGUACCUGCACCAGAAGGCGGGGGAUGAGGCGGGGCGCAUCGCGGGGCUGGUGGCGCUGGCCAGCUCCCAGCCGCUGGCGGGCGCCGGCGCAGAGCAGGCGCAGGAGCUGGCGCACAAGCUGGCGAUGCAGGUGGUGGCGGCGGCCCCCCGGUUCCUGGACCGCUCCGCCGUGCCGGCAGAGGCGCUAGAGGCGGAGAGCCGGGUGCUGCGAGAGCAGGCGCUCAGUUCGGGCAAGCCCGAAAAGAUUGUCGACAAGAUUGUGGCGGGGCGGCUGGACAAGUAUUAUGGCGAGGUGUGCCUGGCGGAGCAGGCGUUCAUCAUGGAUGGGGACCUCAAGGUGCAAGACGUGCUCAAGCGGACGGGCAAGCAGGUGGGCAGCGAGCUGAGGCUGACGGGCUUCCUGCGGGUGCAAGUGGGCGAGGGGCUGGAGCAGGAGCAGAAGGACUUUGCCGCAGAGGUGGCGGAGACGUUAAAGGCGGCAGCCUGACUGCCCUGAUAGGGGCAGUGUGACGAGCGCACCGCAUUCACCUGUUCACGUUUGAUUCAUCUCCAUUCAAUCUAUCUGUCUUGCCGGCGGCAUCAUGUCCCCGUCUUGUCUGUUUACAGCACAGGGUGGGCAUCCAAUAACAGUGCUGUAACCAGCUGCCAUUC
Molecule: messenger RNA, 1202 nt
Organism: Chlorella variabilis
Lineage: Eukaryota; Viridiplantae; Chlorophyta; Trebouxiophyceae; Chlorellales; Chlorellaceae
Exons: 7
Coding region: 1-1038 (345 amino acids)
Biological process (GO): mitochondrial translational elongation
Cellular component (GO): mitochondrial matrix
Molecular function (GO): translation elongation factor activity; protein binding
Source: RefSeq, a predicted model, not a curated record